CCGGUUGAUUUUUUUUUCUUUCCCGCCAGCUGUUUUCUCCAAUUUAACGAAAUGUGUGUAACGUCGUGGUCUAUUUUUAGAAACGUUCUAAAAAUAGCCGGGUCGCGACCUCAACUAAAAAGCCGAGCUUCUUCUCGGACCGACCGUCGAUUUUGGCACGAGUUCUGUGGAGAACGAGACGAGAAAAAGGUUGUUGGAGAGAAUGUGCGAUCGUCAGCAGUCGUCUCUCUCGUGUGCUGACUCCCUGGCCGGAGAAGACCCGGACCUCAGCUCCCAGGAGGAAGAGGAGGAGGACUACUAUGCCGACUACUACGGGAACGACGAAGACAUUCUGGGAGCGGGAGGAGGAGAAGAGGACGGGGCGACCGACGCCUCGUUUCAAGACGACCCGGAGCACUACAGCUUCACCUGUCUCUCAGAGGAGGAGGCAUGGAACUUUCUAGACAUGCAGGUCAAGGACAUGUCACGAGAGAUAAAGGAGGACCAGCCGAUAGUGAGAGGUAUCCUCCACCAUCUCCACUGGGACUCGGGGGAGGCGAGGAAGAGGCUGUGCAGCGGCAGACAUCAGCUGCUGGUGGAGGCUCACCUCAGACCUGCCCCCUCUGACCUCCCUGCCGAGAAGCGUGUAGCGUGCCCGGUGUGUCUGAGCCCGUUCUCCCAGAGUCUCAGUUUGGAGUGUGGACAUGCGUUCUGCUACGUCUGUUGGAAGCAGUACCUCAAGGAGAGGAUUGCAGCUGGCUCCAUCACUGCCAUUCAGUGCAUGCAGUGCAGUCUGCAUGUGAGUCUGGAGAUGGUGAGAGCGCUGCUCUCUGCAGAACCUACCCUCACCAAAUACCAUUCAUUGGCUCUCGCAGAGUUCGUACAGUCCCACAAACUGCUUCGCUGGUGUCCAGGUCCAAACUGUUCAAUUGUGUUCAAAGUCAGAGAGAGACUCCCGAAGCGAGUCGCGUGUUCCAACUGUACCUUUACCUGCUGCUUUCAGUGUGGAGAGGCCUACCACCUGCCAGCUGACUGUGAGUGCUACCGAAGGUGGCUACUGAAGUGUCAGGACGACUCCGAGACAGCCAACUACAUCCUCGCCAACACCAAGGACUGUCCCAGCUGCCUAGCCUCCAUUGAAAAGAAUGGUGGCUGCAAUCACAUGCACUGUGCCAGAUGCAAUCAUGAUUUCUGCUGGGUGUGUCUGGAGAAAUGGGACAGUCACAGAGGCUACUACGAGUGCAGUACGUACAAGAAGACAGAUGAGAGAGGGCAGAACGAGGCCAGACAGGCUCUGGAGAAGUACCUCUUCUACUACCAGAGAUGGGCCAACCACGACCAGUCUCUGAAACUGGAGGAGACGACUCGUCAGAAGAUCCUGUCUCGGAUCGAUGACAGAGUGGCGGCCAGCUCAGGGACCUGGAUAGACUGGCAGUACCUCCUGGACGCUGCAGACCUCCUGAGGAAGUCUCGAUACACACUCAAGUUCACCUACCCUUAUGCCUACCACAUGGAGGGGGACAGGAAACCGCUGGUGGGUGUCAUCAAUUUGUGAGUGUAUAGAAACUUCCGUCUUUUUCUCGUCGCUCUCUCUGCAGUUUGAGUACCAGCAGGCCCAGUUGGAGUUUGAAAUUGAGAAUCUGUCGUGGAAGAUUGAGAGAGCCGAGACCACUGACAUUGCUGUUAGUCCAUACCCUAUUCUCAUUACUGCAUUCUCCCAUUCCACGGAAUUUCGGAAUGCCUAAUCCGGAGACUGAUGAGACAGAAGAUGUUUGUGAGGUUGCUUUAUGCAAGAACUGUUCUUGGGGGGAAAAACAGUGUCCUUGUUAGUUCAGGGGUUUGUUGAGGGGUUCCACUGUACCCCAUUCACCCAUACCGUAACGCCCUUACCUACCCCAUUCUCUCAUACUCCAUUUUACCCCACCCCAAUACUCCAGGAUAUCCGACAGCAGAUCAACAGGACGGAGGUCAAGAGACUAACUCUCCUAAGAGACUUUGUUCCUGCAUAGACUAUCUCUCCCAUAGCAGCCAAUCACAUUCUCUCUCGUCAUCAUUAAGCGCGCCCGAAUUUGAUUAACAUUGUAUAAGCGCGCUGGCUGCUAAAAGUACGAGCUACGCCCCUUCCAGUAAUCCGAUAUCAUCAGCCGAGCUGCUCGGUGGAAGAAGGGAAAGCGGGAGCUGAAGGCAUGGUUGUUCUCUCCUACGUUCCAUUUGCUUUCCUAGGCUGUUUGCUGCUGCAGACGUGUGGAGGGAGCUCAGCAGAAGUAGAUCAGUUGCAGCUGUGCUCCGAACACUACUCACCAGUCGUUGGACUGCAGUACACGUACGAUGCAAAUGGGACUGGCGUAUUUUCCACCACUUGUCAGCGUGCAGACGCCAGCUCCCCCUUCUCCGCAGCCUCUCCCUCGUCUGUAUACAGUAUCCCUGGCCUAGUGGAGCUCACUUCAGGCUGUCUGCACCACACCGUCGUCUCGGGCCUCGUCCCGCCUCAGGCUGACGGAGAACCGGCUGGCUCAGGGGAGAAAGAGGCGGGGAGGAGUGGGGAGGGAGUGAUUCGGGUGGCUUCCUGCGUCCGCUCUCCAGUCGGCGCCUCCCUGGACCACUGCAGCUGGACCAGAUGGCUGGGAAGACCUGGGGAAGGCGUCUCCGUCCCUCCUCUCCCUCACCCCUGGGUGUUGAGGAGUGUUCUCAGCCACUCUGUGAGGAGGGCCCACCGAUACAAGCUGGAGGUGUGUCAUCUCACGGGACUUGCCUCCUCUCCCUCCCUCACACACAGCUGCCAUCUUCCAAACAUUCCUAAUGGAACAAUCCCAAAAAUAAGCCACACCUACUCAAUCACCAAGAGCCACGCCCCCUUCAGAAUAAAGAUUAACCUGGCGUGUGAUGACGGCUAUCAUUUGAAGAAGACGUUCAGAACAGCUGAGUGUCAGAAUGGGUCCUGGACACAGCUCCCUGUCUGUCUGGAAUGUGUCAACGGUGUCUGUGAGGGAGAAGUAACUGCCCCUGUCAUUACGAAUAGUCGGGUAAUGGUGGGAUUUGUUGCCGGUAGCAACCUAACACUGGACUGUGAAGUAGUCAAAGGCCAUCCGAAACCUUCGUUGUCAUGGCAUCGUGUUCUACUGCCCAGUGGGGUCAGAGUACCCCUGAUUGACCACACCCACUUCGUUACCCACGCCAAUGGCUCCCUGACCAUUCUCAAUGUCUCUGACAUGGACUCGGGACCGUACGCCUGCCUGGUAUGGAACAGAGUCGGCUCUGACCUCGCCUACACCCAUCUCUACAACACACAUCCAGACGGUACCGGACCUCCGUCCAUUUACAACUGGUCCCCACUGCACGUCGUCUCCCUCUCCACUCCCCACACCCCCACACCUUCACACCUCCACUGCCGUGCCCACAGUUACCCUCCUCCCAUUGUCUCAUGGUCCAUCCUCCCCCUCUCCCCCCCUUUCUCGCCCCUCCCCCUUCCUUCAUCUUCAUCCAUCUCCCCACUCUGGAAUGGGACCCUGGUAUUCGACCCAGUACGGACUCAAGACACUGGAAUUUAUCGAUGUGAAGCCACCAAUUUGUUUGGAACAGUCUCCAUGGAAACCAUCUUGUUUGUAGAUGCAGCUCCGGACGAGGCAGCCCCUGUAAUUACCUCUGCUAAUUGGUCAAAGAGCUACACCUCACCAGUGGGAGCCAGACUAGAGAUGUCUUGCUCUGCUAGCUCCGCCCACCAGGACUCUCCUCUGACCUUUCUCUGGAUGAUGAAGGGUCGUGUGGUUCCCAUGUCUGGCUCCAGAGUAUGGCAGAAUGGGAAUGGGACUCUGGUAUUUGACGAGGUUCUGUCGCAAGACAAAGGUCUGUACUGGUGUGUAGUGUGGAAUAAUGGAGGCGUUGCCAUGGAAAUGACAAGACUGAUGAUCACUAACAGUACGGAAGAGCCACGCCCACCAUCAGCAACAGACUCCGCCCCAUUAAAUCAUUGUCUCUCUCUUAUUGCCAUAGUAUCACUGGUCACACUGAUAAUAUCAUAAUCGCUCAGUAUAAAACCGUUUUUCACCCCUACCUUAAGCGUUCAGUUUUCAUCCUAAUAAUUAUCAUGGCUUGUACUUGUUUCAAAAAAAAAUCAUUUAUGGGCCAAAAUGAGAAAGAAAAAACAGCCUUCUGAGUAGUCAAUCAUCAAAACUUACACAGAAUGGGCUUCCAUCUAAUUGUAAUCUGGUCAAGCUUGUG
Molecule: messenger RNA, 4197 nt
Organism: Geodia barretti
Lineage: Eukaryota; Metazoa; Porifera; Demospongiae; Tetractinellida; Geodiidae
Source: the annotation of a GenBank genome assembly